CUUUUUUCUUCUAUAGUACGAGACAACUAGUACAAUGAACUGUAGUUUGAGCAGUCACCUUGAUCUUCUAUCUUUUACAAACAAACAAAAUCACUAUCCCUAAAUACGCCUGCUGCAACGUUAGCUACGACGUGCGAAAAGGUGUAAUCACUGCUGCUCAAAAGUAGCGCUGUUUCCUGCUCAACAGAAGUACUUCUUGUAGACGAGUAUUUCAAUUUCUGUUGCUUUUCAUCCAGAAGUAGAUCCACGUGAAGUUGUAGCCUUCACUGCUGUGUCACCACCAAGGAACAUGACUUUCACGACUCGAGGCGCUCCUGUCGGACCACGUCAACAGCGGCCCGCAGGUCGUCCCGCAGGUCGUUCCAGCAUGAUCACCGCGAGCUAUGAGACUGCACAACAACUCUCCCUCGUUUUCAACUCUCAUGAAAAACACUAACUCCACCCCUUGCCUUGUGCCACUAGCUACCAUGCAUGACAGAUUUAUUCCGAAGCCGAAACAGCACUAAAAUCGGCCGUGAAUUUGAUGUCAUGCACCAAAAUCUGCAUCUGUGUGAGCACUCGUGUUGCUGUGGAUGCCAUCCAAAUGAGGGGGAGGUGCAGUUGUGCACUCUCAUACGAGCACGACGACGCGUAGAAGUCGUGCUCGCGCCCCCUGGUCGACGUUUCCGGCGUACAAGAAGAGGAGCACCAGAACUAUGCGCCGCCGGCUAUCGUGCGUAAAAACGUCGUCUCCACGCCAGAAUCUAGACGGUGACUUUGCAACACAAAUCCAGAGGCUUUAGGAAUCGCGGAUCAUGACUAGUUUGGCGCUGGUGCAGUGUAAUCUUGCCGAGCUAGCCCAGACGCAUUUUUACAAUAAAUUCGCCCAGUUGAUGUUCUGAUUAGUGCAUUGCAGCUUCCCAAGGGCCAUUACGAAACGCCUCUCAUAUAAGUUGAGAAACAUCCUGCGCAUACAAAUUGACAAAAAAAAAUUGCAUAACAGCGCUGGAGGGGUGGGGACGUCUUUGUAUAGGAUACCGGUUACCUUUGCGGAGGAGUAAGUUCCUGCUUGCUGCAAGUACCGCCGUGCGCGUCGCGAUGGUACCAACAUGCACGACGUCGACCCUAGAAGUGCUAUCGCCUGGCCCACGUCUCGUCGGUGCCGUGAACGUGGAGAAAAUCAACGCACAGCAGCAAUCACAGCAGCAGGGCAAUGCUGGAAACGGCAGCGGCACCACGACGAACACAGCGCAAACUGCGCAGCCGAGCUCGAAGACGAACGAGGGCAAUUGCAAUGGCGGCGGCUCCUGUAUGAAAAAGCAAACUUCGCAUUACUUCAGCUUUCUAAUACGUACAUCUAUCACGAAGAUAGCACCGACGCUGCUCUUCUUGCGCUAUCCUCUUUGCAUCACGUCGAGGACCGCGAGUGUGAAGGGGUGGCGCGUUGUAUAGGGCUAGGGGGCCAGCAGGCAUUGGAAGUGAAGGAAGCUGUUUUUUCUUAUGCAUAGUAUGCGGCCAGAACACCAGUGGUGAGGAGCUGCAAAGGAUGAAAGACGGGACACCGAAGGCCGUCAUCGGUCAGUUUUCCGACCCACACAAAGGGCCUGAUGUGGUCCCGGACCCGGCAGAACAACCGCCGCGAGGACCUUCUUCCGCAUCACGGCUGCAAGCUUCUCAGCGCGUACCGUCCAGUGAGGGAGCAGGCACAGGGACAAGCACUGCUGCUGCUGCAGGCGGGCACCAGGACCCGGACCAGCCCAGGAAUCCAACUGAUCUCGCGGCCGCCGCUUCCUUGUCUACCAAAAGAACGACCAGCAAGACGGGGGGAUCGCCACCUGGCGUUGAUGAAGCUUCCACGAGGACCAGCGGCAACGAGAUUACACCUGGAGAUCCACUAAAGGCUGCUGCUGCAGGCGAGCACCAGAGUGCUGGAGAACCACCACCACGAUGUGAGACGCUGACGGAUGGCCAGGCGGAGGGAGUCCUGUGUGCGUUGCCGAACGGGUCGACGUACCAGGGGCAGUGGAAGGACGGCAAGAGGCACGGCGAAGGUGUGUACACGUGGGAGAAUGGGGCGAGGUACAAUGGGCAGUGGGUGAAUGGCAAGAGGGGCGGCAGCGGUGACACGUGGGCGGACGGGAGGACUGUGUACGUUGGGCAGUACAAGGACGACAAGCCACACGGCGAGGGCACGCAUACGUUGCCGGACGGGUCGACGUACAAGGGGCAGUGGAAGGGCGGAAAGAUGCACGGCGAAGGUGUGUACACGUGGCCGGACGGGGCGACGUACGAUGGGCAGUGGGAGUAUGGCAAGAGGGACGGCAACGGUGUGUACAAGCUUCCGGACGUGUCGACGUACGAAGGGCAGUACAAGGACGACAAGAAGCAUGGCAAAGGUGUGCUCACGUGGUCGGACGGGCGGAAGUACGACGGGGAGUGGGAGUAUGGCAAGAAGCAUGGCAGCGGUUUGUACACGUGGGCGGAUGGGACGACGUACGACGGGCAGUGGCAGUAUGACAACAUGGACGGCAGCGGUGUGUGCACGUGGGCGGACAGGAGCAAGUACGACGGGCGGUGGCAGGAUGGCUUGAGGCACGGCGAUGGCAAGUACACACGCCCUGGUGGGACGACUUCCUGGGAGGGAUCAUGGUGGGAAGAUAAAGCAGGCUUGCCUCAUUAUCUCAAUCCGCUGCCCGACCUCGGGACUUGCACGACGGACGGCCAUCAGUGGCUGGUCCCCGUGCGGUUUGAAGAUUGCAAACCGUGGAAGUGGGGGGAUUUUUCUCCGUUUUAGGACGACACGCCCCAAUAACCCCUAG
This is a messenger RNA of Amoebophrya sp. A120, 2798 nucleotides long. NCBI's taxonomy places the organism in Eukaryota, Dinophyceae, Syndiniales, Amoebophryaceae. The record is from the annotation of a GenBank genome assembly.